AGUGGGAGGUUGCGCGGGGCGCCUCUCGGCCGCGUUGCAAGCAGAGCUCCUCUUUGGGCGGCGCCGGCCUUCCUCGGGAAAGAAGCACCUCCGGCUCCGUUGCGCCGCCUCCCGCGUGCUCCCCUCCUGCCCGGUGCCAUGUCCUCCUCCUCCUCCUCCAGGAGGAAAAGCAAGGGGCGGCCUCCCCACCCGGACGCCGCUUCCCCGCUUGCCUUGCGGCAGGCGGCUCACGAGGUUCCCGGCAGGCUGAGCUUGGCUGCUGCAGAGUUCCUGAGCAAAGCAGACGACAAAGUCCCCAAAAGUUACAGAAGAUCUCUUGUUCAGCUGGCCCUCAACAACAUGAAACUGGCAAAUAUAUGCAUAGGCCGACCAGUGUUGCUCACCAGUAAAAAUGGAAAACAAGAGGUUUGUACUGCAUGGCCUGUUGCAGGCUUUCCUGGUGGAAAAAUUGGCUUAAGUGGAAUUACACAAAAAAAUCUGAAAGUGGGACUUGGCGAAACAGUCAUCGUCGAACCUGUGACUGGUGCUGUCCUGCAGGCAGAGGAUGUAUAUUUGAAGCUGAGGAGCGAAGAUGCUUGCCUUAAUGUGGACGAGUUGACUGCUAGUCUCCUAAGAAAUCUAGAUGGAAAGGUGGUUUUACCAGGAAACCUCCUGCAAAUCACUUUCUAUGGCCGAUCUUGCAACCUGAUGGUUAUGAAGGUGAAAGGAACAGACGGGGUUCUGCGGGAAAUGCAGGACGAUCCCGUUUCUAAGCUAGAACAGAAACUGUCAUUUUAUACCAGUGAUUUUGACUUAUCUGUGCAACUUGACAAACUGCUCAUUGAAGACAGUCAAGAAGGAACAUCUACCAGCACACCAUGCAAGCAGGUGGAUCACAGUUUAUCAGUUAAUGCUUCCAUAGAUACCAUGGUGCGUGAGGAAGAGAUUUCUGGUUCAACGCAGUUAUUUGGUGACCAUGUUGCAGCCUCCUCUUCUGCACCUGAAUCUACCAAGUCAAAAGGUGGCGAGGCCUGCAUUACUGAUGAAGGGUUACUGCACACUAGUCAAAUAGGAGCAUCAUUGAGCUCUGAGCCAUUUUACUUCAUAUCUUCAAGGACUAGGAUAAGUUUCGUUGAAUCUCGAACUAAAGAAACAGAAGAAUGCAAUCUGGAACCGAAGGUUACUUACAGUUCUAUAGGUGGACUCGAUAACCAGCUAAAAACCAUAAGAGAAAUGAUUGAACUACCCCUGAAGCAGCCUGGCCUGUUUAGAAGUUAUGGAAUCCCACCUCCACGAGGGGUGCUGCUCUAUGGUCCUCCAGGAACAGGGAAGACCCUGAUAGCCAGAGCAAUUGCAAAUGAGGUUGGGGCUCACGUCUCCACCAUUAACGGCCCAGAAAUAAUAAGCAAGUUUUAUGGAGAAAGUGAAGCCAAGUUGCGACAGAUAUUUGCUGAAGCCUCCUCACGCCGUCCAUCCAUUAUAUUUAUUGAUGAAAUCGAUGCACUCUGCCCAAAGAGAGAAGGGGCACAGAGUGAAGUUGAGAAGAGAAUUGUAGCAUCCUUGUUGACACUGAUGGAUGGCAUUGGAUCAGAAGGCAAUGAAGGGCAGCUCUUAGUACUUGGAGCAACUAAUCGUCCCCAUGCUCUGGAUUCAGCCCUACGCAGACCUGGCCGCUUUGAUAAGGAGAUUGAAAUUGGGGUUCCCAACGCUCAGGACCGACUGGACAUUUUCAAUAAGCUUCUUAACAAAGUUCCUCAUUCACUGACGGCAACAGAGCUGGUUCAGUUGGCUGACAGCACCCAUGGCUAUGUAGGAGCAGACCUAGCUGCAGUGUGCAAAGAAGCAGGCUUGUACGCUUUACGGAGAGUACUUGGGGAGAAAGCAAACCUCUUGGAUGAGGAUGUGUCUGGAUCGGUGAUAAUUACUCGCAGCGACUUCCUGCAGGCAAUGAACGACGUCAGGCCCAGUGCCAUGAGGGAAGUGGCAGUUGAUGUGCCAAAGGUAUCCUGGUCAGACAUAGGAGGGCUAGAAGAUGUCAAACUGAAAUUGAAACAAGCGGUGGAAUGGCCACUGAAGCAUCCCGAGUCUUUCAUUCGAAUGGGGAUUCAGCCACCAAAGGGAGUACUACUUUAUGGACCUCCAGGAUGCUCAAAAACCAUGAUUGCAAAGGCAUUGGCCCAUGAAAGUGGGCUGAAUUUCUUGGCAGUGAAGGGCCCUGAACUGAUGAACAAAUACGUUGGAGAAUCUGAACGUGCAGUCAGAGAGAUCUUUAGGAAAGCCAGAGCUGUUUCACCCUCAGUGUUGUUCUUUGAUGAAAUAGAUGCCCUGGCAGUAGAAAGGGGGAGCUCUUCAAGUACUGGGAAUGUGGCAGACCGCGUCUUGGCACAGCUGCUGACAGAAAUGGACGGGAUUGAACAGCUAAAGGAUGUGACUGUUUUGGCUGCGACAAACCGACCAGAUAUGAUAGACAAGGCUUUGAUGCGACCUGGUCGAAUUGACAGAAUCAUAUACGUGCCUCUGCCUGAUGCAGCCACUCGUAAAGAAAUAUUUAAAAUCCAGUUUUCCGCCAUGCCUGUGUCUGAGGAGGUCCACAUAGAUGAGCUUGUCCAACAAACACAGAAGUAUUCAGGAGCAGAGAUAACUGCGGUUUGUAGGGAAGCUGCACUUCUUGCCCUUCAGGAAGAUAUACAAGCAAAAUGCAUUAUGGGGCGGCAUUUCCAACAAGCCUUGUCUAUUGUGACUCCUCGAAUUCCAGAUUCUCUGCAGAAGUUCUAUGACGGCUAUCAUCAACAGAGUGGGCUACAUUCACUUUGAGAAACUGAUUUAUUUAAUAAUUGUACAUUGU
Messenger RNA from Lacerta agilis (Sand lizard), 2824 nucleotides. It is a transcript of the gene AFG2A, whose product is annotated as spermatogenesis associated 5. NCBI's taxonomy places the organism in Eukaryota, Metazoa, Chordata, Lepidosauria, Squamata, Lacertidae. Gene Ontology annotation, cellular component: cytoplasm. Gene Ontology annotation, molecular function: ATP hydrolysis activity; ATP binding. The record is from RefSeq and is a predicted model, not a curated record. The transcript has 16 exons. Bases 139 to 2793 code for a protein of 884 amino acids.